This is a messenger RNA of Phymastichus coffea, 2319 nucleotides long. Its product is annotated as myosin-11-like. The record is from RefSeq and is a predicted model, not a curated record. The transcript is spliced from 10 exons. NCBI's taxonomy places the organism in Eukaryota, Metazoa, Arthropoda, Insecta, Hymenoptera, Eulophidae.
AUGUCGGCUCCGAGAGCCAAGACCCCAAGCUCCGACAGCUGCAGCAAGCCCGCGAGUUCCGAGGCGAAGACCGCGCCGAGGAAGAGCGUCGCGGCGCCGCUCGUCAAGAGCAGAAUACCGAAGCAGGACAGAAGCUCGGCCCAGUCGGCUGGCCACGAGGUGGCGAGGAACGGAGAUGACCCGCCCGCCACGCCGACGUCAAGUAGGCGCGGCGGCGUCGCGUCCAGGAGCCACGACAGCCCGUCGUCGCAGGCUCCGAAGCCCGUGGCCAGGCACUCGCCCUCGGCGGCGGGCUUCGUCGCCACGCCCACGGGCAGCCAGAGGCGCGUGCUCGAGAACCAGUUCUCCACCAAAAAGAGCCGCUACAUUACCCUACGACAAGACAUCGUCGACAAGCAGAAAUCGUCGGAGAAGGCCUUCGAAGAGUUGUUCCAGCUGCGCGAGAAAAUCAUCGCGUCGGGUGGCCGCGAUCCUGGCCGCUUGGAAGAGCUAGUGCCAGCGCCGUCGAUCGCGGCCUGCCGGCCGAGAACGACGGCACCCGGGGAGUCGCCGUCGCACGCGGACAUGGAUCUGAUAUCGCUGCUGGAGACCAGUCUGCAUCGGAUGAGCGACGACUUGCUGACGUUCUGCCACGAGGCUCUGGAGAGGCGCGCGAGCGCGCUCGCCUGGCUGGUCGACUUCGACUCGGAGCCGAGCGACGAGAUGCCCUCGCCGCUACACAUGAAAGAGGAGAUGGCCGUCCAGUUGGACACGUACAAGGUGGAGAACACGGAGUUCGAGGAGCGGCUGAGCACGGUAAGGCAGGCUCAACUGCGACAGGUCGACGAGCUGAUGCAGCGCGUGAGGUGUCUGUGGCACGAGUGUCAAGUCUACAAGAGAGAACGAGAGAGCUCCAAGCCGGCGGACGUUGCAGCUGGAAACACGGACGACUUGAUGAAGGAGCUGAAACAGGAGAGGGAGAAGUUCAUGAAGGCGCGAGCGAAGAUACGCGAGCAGGAGAGCGCGCUGAGCGCCUCGGAAACCAAGCUGAAGCAGGCGCAGGACGGCGCGAGGCAGUUGGAGGCGCAAUUGAAGCAGAAGGAGACGGCUCUCGAGCAGAAGACUCGCGAGCUGGCGAAGCUUCAGAAGAGCCACGACGCCGCCAAGGCCAAGGUGGAGAAGCACAACGAGGCCCUGGAAGCCAGAGUCGCCAAGCUGAAAGAGGAGUUUGGGCUGAAGGAGAGCGAAGCGAAUAGUACGGUAGCCCAGUACAAGAGGCAGGUGCACGAGCUCGAGAGGGAGUUGGAGAACGAGAGGAAGGCGGCCCGCGAGGUGGCGGACUCGAUCGACAAGCUCAAGUCGAGGAACGCCAAAUUGGAGGAGAAGUGCAAACAGCUGCUGGAGAUGCAGGAGAGGAGCGUCGGCAUUCCAGGUUGGGCGGUCGGGGAGGACGGUCGGACAGCAUCGCGUAUCGAUUUGGUUUGGUCCGCAGAGCAAAACACCGAGUACGACAUGCAGCUGUUCAACGAUCUGAAGAAGACGAAGAGGCUGCUGGCGGAGAAGGAGGAGCUGGUACAGAAGCUGCAGCUCGAGAGAGAUGAGAUUAUGGCCGCUGCGGUAGGAGCGAGCGCGCCAUGCAUGCGAUGCAUGUAUUGCGUACUUUGACGGCUUGAAGAUCGCGCGGCAUUUCAGGAUCAGGAGAACGACUCGUCGAAGCAGCGACUGACGGCCGACUUGCUGAGGAAGACGAAUGAGCUGCAGGCGACGCGCAACCAAUUGCUGCAGCUCGAGAAAAAUUACCAAAAGACGCAGCAGAGAGCGGAGCACCUCGAGCUACGGUUGUCCGACAUGAGCCGACUGCAGGCUCAGCUGAAGGAGUCGAGCGGCAGGUCGUACGGCGCGCAGGUGCUGCAGCUGCAGCAGCAGCUGGCUGACCUGCGCGGCAGCUUGUCCGAGACGAGCCAGCAGAACGCCGAGCUGGAGAAGACCUGCGCCCAGCUGCAGCUCAAGGUCGACCGCUACGAGCGCUACCUGCGCAACCUCGAAGGCGGCAUGCGGGUGAGGAACGAGACGCGCUCGCUGCUGCAGCACAAGGAGCCGGACGCCGAGGACGAAACCCUCGCCGAGCAGGUGGCGGAGGAGUACCAGCAGCUCUGCUCGAUGCUAGAGUCCAAGGAGAUGCAGGUGAUGAAGCUGGAGAAGCUGGUCAAGCAGAUGGAGAAGCAGGACGAGUACUCGCAGACGCAGCGCACGCGGCUGGAGAGCCGCAUCGGCGAGCUGGAGUUCGCGCUGAAGGAGGGCAAGCUGAGCCAGCGGAAUAGAGGCUUCAGCUUCCUGUAA